GGGUGAAUCAAACAGAAUACUCUGGCAAGGUAUACAGCAUUUCCUGGUUGACGAUGAUGAUGUUCUGUCUCAAUCUGCGGACGUCCACAUGCAGAAGGUGCUGGAUGGAGCCUAUGUUUUCUUCUGCGACAAAGAGUCUUUGACUCCAUGGCUGUCAAAUCACUGCGACCUAGCAAUCACCAAAGAGGCACUUCUUCCCUUCACGUAUGCAAUUGGGCUUCCUAAAGAAUCACCUUAUGCGGAUAUUUUUUCUGACACGAUGCUGAAGAUUGACCAGAGCGGAUUGUUCCUUACCUGGAAAAGAAAAUGGUGGCCUCGUGAGAAUUCAUGUCUUGACGAAGGCAAAGCCAGUUCUCGACCGAUAGAACUUAUGGACCUACAGAGUGCAUUUUAUCUGAUUGCUAUUGGUAUCUUCCUGGCAGCCUUUGCCUUAGGGAUCGAGAACCUCCUACUGGCCAGAUUUUGUGUUCCUAAGACCAAAUUGAAUGUGUAGAUAUUUUUUAAAUAUACUUCUCUGGA
Molecule: messenger RNA, 519 nt
Organism: Haliotis rubra (blacklip abalone)
Lineage: Eukaryota; Metazoa; Mollusca; Gastropoda; Lepetellida; Haliotidae
Product: probable glutamate receptor
Exons: 2
Coding region: 89-493 (134 amino acids)
Source: RefSeq, a predicted model, not a curated record